AUGAAAAGUGAUAUGUUUGGAAAAUAUACUGAAAUGCCACAAGUUUUAUCAACAAUGGAGUUUGAUAUGUUGGCCCGCCUGAGGCCGCGCCGCUACUUCGUGGCGGUGCUGUGCCUGGCAGUGCUUCUGUUGGUAGUCCUGAACGUAGUUCAUAGGGAUUUAUGGAAUUCAAAGCCGGCAGUGUUUGUCAAAGAUGCAACAGCAGUCCAGCAACAAGCACUGAGUCAGCAGCCGAAAGGAAAGGUAAAGCCGCAGCAGACUGACCAAGAAAAUGAAAAUGCGGAUGAAAACUAUAGUAUCCCAAAAUCAUUUGGAUUAGGAAACGAACAGAAAAAUGAGCUCGAAGAACAAUUAAAUCAAAAUGAAUUUUCACAGCCAGUUAGUUUGACCGAGGAACCAAUAGGAGAAAUUAAAAGACCAUGGUACAUGAGUGGUGGCAGCGUAAGGCCUGUAUCACGAAGGAUUUCCAGGAAAAAACGCAGACUGACUAGAUUAUUUCCAUCACAAGAUUCUUCCGAUCGCAUAACUAACCAGUUAAUGCACGUUCCUGAUACUUAUGAUCCUGAUGGUGAAGAUUUGAAGACUAUUUUACUUUAUAAUGGGGCUGGAGCUUGGAAUGUUCAACUUGGACGGGAGCAGUUUCUUCAAGCUCGUUGUCCAGUUGAUAGAUGCCGGUUGAGUGUUAAUAGGGAUAAGGCGCAACAAGCCGAUGCCAUUCUGUACAAGGAUCAUUUUACACAUCCAGGAUUUCGGAGAUCUCCGGAACAGGUUUGGAUAAUGUAUUUUCUGGAGUGUCCUUAUCACACACAACAUAUCAAUUUUCCGGACGUUUUUAAUUGGACAGCAACCUAUCGUUAUGAUAGUGACAUCGUGGCCCCUUAUGAACAUUGGGAAUAUUAUGACCCUAGGGUCAAACAGGUUAAACAUAUGGAACGAAACUAUGCAGCUAAUAAAACUAAGGCUGUAGCUUGGUUUGUUUCCAAUUGCGGAGCAAGAAAUGGCAGAUUGCAAUAUGCACAUGAACUGCAAAAGUAUAUACAGGUGGACAUCUAUGGAGCCUGUGGUACUAUGAAAUGUUCCAGAGCAAAUGCCGAAAGAUGCUUCGAGUUACUCGAUAGGGAUUACAAAUUUUAUUUAGCUUUUGAAAAUUCGAAUUGUAAAGAUUAUAUUACUGAAAAGUUUUUCGUGAAUGGACUGGGCCGUGAUAUUUUACCGAUUGUGAUGGGGGCUCGUCCGGAAGAUUAUGAAAGGGCUGCACCUAUGCACUCUUAUAUUCAUGUCGAUGAUUUCGAAGGACCCCGUCAGUUAGCGGAGUACCUUCACCGACUCGAUAGAGAUGAUGCUAUGUAUAAUGAAUAUUUCAGGUGGAAAGGUACCGGUGAAUUAAUAAAUACGUAUUUCUGGUGUCGAAUGUGCGCAAUGUUGCACGCCGAACCACGCCAAUACAAAAGUUAUAGUGAUAUCAACGACUGGUGGCGAGGAAGAGGAAUUUGCACUCUGAACUCUUGGAGAAACAGGGAUCAUCAUGCACUUUCUAAUAAGGCUCGUUCAAAAUCACUUCAGAAUUAA
Ctenocephalides felis (cat flea) is the source of this 1569-nucleotide messenger RNA. Its product is annotated as glycoprotein 3-alpha-L-fucosyltransferase A-like. Gene Ontology annotation, molecular function: alpha-(1->3)-fucosyltransferase activity. Lineage: Eukaryota; Metazoa; Arthropoda; Insecta; Siphonaptera; Pulicidae. The record is from RefSeq and is a predicted model, not a curated record. Bases 1 to 1569 code for a protein of 522 amino acids. Gene Ontology annotation, cellular component: membrane. The transcript is spliced from 11 exons.